AUGAUGCAUACUACUGCUGGACAAAAACGCCUCCAUGAUGCGAUCAUGGAUGAGGAGGUUCAGGAAAAGCAGCUUUUGGCCGAGGAAGAUGGAAUGGAACAGCUUGAAGCCGAGGAGGGACUUGAAGCCGCGCAACUUGAACCUGAUGGAGCUAAACAUAUGGAGCUGGAACCUGACGGAAUUAAAGAGCUUGCAGCUGAGAAGGAGCUUGUUUCCAAGGAUUCUGUAGCUGCGCCAAUGGAACUGAUUACUCAUUCUGGAGUUAAUCUUGAGCCAAGAUGGAGAAGACAUGAUCCUAAACCUCCCUGGUUUUUGAUCCAAGCUCAAGAGAUCAGCAAAUGGGCAUGUGCUAUGGCCUCAGAAGAAGAAGAAGAGGAAACAAGCCGAGAAUCACCAUCAAGCCUCAACGAAGCCAUGCUUGAACAGAUCAAGAAGAUGAUGAUUGAGGAGUUUGAUCGGAGAGAAAAGAUUAAAGAAGGAAAGCGGAAGCAACCUAAGGAUCCGGUCACAUCUAAGAAGAAGCCGAUUGAGGAUCUUAGUGGUUACAUGAUGAUUCCGCCAUUCCAUGGGAACAAUGAUCCGGAUGUAUAUCUGGAUUGGGAGAGGAAGACCAGGAACAGAGACCACGUUUCUAAGGAGCUCCCAAGCAAGGUGAUCCCUUCCUCUAUUAGUCCAAAGCCUAUGGCAGCAGAAAGUGUCAAAGAAGUGCCAAAGGAUCACGCAGAGAAAGGUUUAGGUGCCAAAGAUGUUUCAGUCCAAACCCCCUGUUACCAACUGCAAGGAAACAAGAAACAAGAAAUUGUUUCAGUCUCUAACAAUGGAAAGGUACAAGCUAAACUUUUUCAAACUGUUUAUGAUGAUUCCAUGACUGGUAUGAUGCACUUGUCUUUCUCCAAAGGUGUUGAGACAGGUACAGGAAGUAGUGAAGAACAAAUGGAGAAAGCAAAUCAAGAAAAGGAGACUCAACCAAACCUGGAUCCGCCAGAAUCUAAACCACCAGACCAACAACUACAAGACCAUGAGUUCAAUCCAGAAGGACCAGAACCGAACAACAAGAGGAAGUCAAAAUCAGAACAAGAAUACAGUCAAGCCAUGCCUACUUCUAAGCUAAGUGAAUUCUUAAACCAACACAUUCAUCCUGUCUUUUUAACUGUCUUAAUGCACUUGUCUUGGUUUAAAGAAGUUGAGAAAGGUACAGCUGAGCAAGAGAGACGCCUAGAAGCUCACAAAGCUUUAACUUGCCAUACCAAGAAGGAGUAUGAGCAACAUGUUCUUAAGCCAAUUGCCGCAGCUGAUUCACUAAUGAGCGUUUUGAAUAGUACACAGGUUAGUGAAGCUCAAUACUUGAUUUACUAUUGGGAUCAUUUCAUGAUACAUCAGAAACUUCAGAAUUUUGUUUUUGAAAUUCCCAUUUCAAGUAUAAUGCACUUGUUCUUUUCCUUGAGUGUCAACAAAGGAUCAGGUUUUAUGGAGAAGCAUAAGAACUGGAAGAAGCAGCAUCAAAGAACAACACAGUCUCAUCUCACGUUCAUCUCAUUCCCUGUUCACCUAUGGUUCUUUGUUUGA
This is a messenger RNA of Microthlaspi erraticum, 1566 nucleotides long. The record is from the annotation of a GenBank genome assembly. Lineage: Eukaryota; Viridiplantae; Streptophyta; Magnoliopsida; Brassicales; Brassicaceae.